This is a messenger RNA of Lytechinus pictus (painted urchin), 5091 nucleotides long. RefSeq lists its product as uncharacterized. The record is from RefSeq and is a predicted model, not a curated record. The transcript has 4 exons. NCBI's taxonomy places the organism in Eukaryota, Metazoa, Echinodermata, Echinoidea, Temnopleuroida, Toxopneustidae. The coding region runs from base 102 to 593 and encodes 163 amino acids.
UUGGCAAAAAUCAAAGCGGGUGAUUUCGAUUUGAUGCCAACCGGCAACCUGACGACACUAGCAACAAAUUUGUUGUCAAACAACUACAUGUAAAUUACAAGAUGUAUCUUGAGCCCUGUAUGCUCACUGUGGUAUUGCUGUACUGUGUCGGUGUGUACAAUUUAGCUGAAGGUCUGCAGUGUUACCGAUGUUCAAGUGAGGACACCAAUGAUAACUGCAUCGGAUCCAACAACAUUCAGACAUGCUCGAUCACCCAAGAUAGAUGUCUUACCCAAGUUACUUACUCAAGAGAGCGAGGAAAGUUGGGGAUUGAUAAAUCUUGUGCCUCUGUGCAAGGAUGCAGUGCAGCUAUUGAACAGUUGUCCAAGUACUACUUCUGUGACAAGUCCCGAGCUGGAUGGGGAUGUGUAGAAUGCUGCCAAGAGGACAGAUGCAAUGAAAGUAGAGGGGUUAACAUUCACCAGCAGUCCUGGAUUCCUUUGAUAACCAGCAUAGACACCUGGGUCCCGUUCAUCUCUGGGGUCUUCUGGAUACCUUCUGGAAGACUGCUAACGCCAGUUGGUCCAGCCUCGUUUUCAGAUGCACUGCUGUAAAUGCUAGAGCAUCAGGUGGAUUCUGCUUGGACUCUGAAUUCUGAUGCGGAAGGUCUACUUGAUUUUUAUUCGUACUUUGUGCAUGAUCUGCCUGAUCAGGUUGGUUCUCUGUGGAAAGUGUGUUAUUGUCUUGUGAAUUGUCCAGGUUGGCUUGAUCUGAAUGUUAACCAGUGGCAUUUGCUUGCUCCAGAGGGCGAUCAGCAAAAAAUCCAGGAAGAAACUCAUGAUCGCCAAAAAUAUGCCGGUUGAAAGAGUAGAUACCACAAACAUUUAAGCCUCUCUGGAUGUUAGAUGCUGUAGCUGCCAGUGGCAAGGCUUGCUUUACAAUUCUUGGAAUGUCGUAAAUGGACAUAUAUAGUCUUCCCGGGAUUUGACUUCAUCCAAGCAUCACAAGCUGAGUUGAUAUAUUGCUUUAGCAGCCCAUAGACACUGUGAUCUAAUGGUUGGAGCCUAUGGGAAGCAGUGUGGAGGCAAUGUGAGAAGUACUACACCAUUUUCGCGGCCCAGAUCAAUGAUGGAGAUCGAUACAUGCGAAUCAUGAUUGUAGAGAAUGAGAAGAACAGGUCGCUCUUUGUACAUUUUGUGGCCUUCAUGAAGUGCUGUAGGAAGAUCAAGAAAUCAUUGGAUUUCAUCCACCUGCUUGGUUUUGCAGACCCUAUGCAUCCCACUGGUCCAUCCCUGAUGAAAUGUUCACGGAAAUGCACACGUGGGAAUAUGAAGAUGGGUGGUAUUGCAUUCCCUGAUGCACUCACAGCAACACACAUUGUGACAAGGGUACCCUGCUCUGCAGAUGUGAUAGCUCCAACCUGUUCUACCCCCAACCUGUUCUACCCCCUUUCUUGCAACUAUAGGUCAGGCUUCUGUACUGUUGUUAUUCCUGUUUCAUGUUUUCAAAUGUAGAUUUCAUGAGGCUCAAAGUGGUGGUUUUUCAAGCACUCUGGCUUAAUUGUCAAAGAAAUCCCCAACAUUCUUACGGUUAAAGCUGGAAGCUCUGCUCAAACUGGUAGCUUCUUGUAAUCUAAUGGAGAGGUCUUUAUGCUUUUUCAAGAAUGUGGAAAACCAGUUCACAGCCGCCAUCUCAUUAUCUGUCCAAGCAGAUGGAAACUUCACGGUGUUUGCUUCAGCAAAUUCAUUGCCAGCUUUCUAACUUCUUUUGGCAAAAGGCCAUUGUACAUUUCAAACGAGCUUCUUGAUCUUCAUUAAAAACAAGCUUGCCAGACACGUAACCAAUUCUGGGUUUACGUUAACAUGAAUUUCUUUAUAAUCCAUAGGGGCUGGGGGUGAUUUAAUGCCUGAAAUGAUCAAAAGAGCCCUGAAAGCUAAAAAUGUAGCUGUGGAAAAUCCACAUUCAUAGCAUUGCACGUUAUUAGCUCAUGCAAUAUUGCAGAUUCAUGUAGCAAGGCUGUAAGCUGGGUAAAGUAACCCCAGUGCCCAGAUUAAAAAAAAAUAUCCUUGUUCCUUCCAUUCUAAAAUAUCUGCUAUGGACUCCCAUCAAAAUUUCUUACAAAUAACCAUGCCAUGGCCAUCAUUUCAUUUUUUUUAAACGGUCCCAAGACACAAUCAUUCAAAUUACAAAUGAUUUUGCGAAGUAGGGGCACUGUGCCUGUGCAAAUUUUGCGCACCAUACGAUGGCCUAGAUACAUUGAAAUAUUUUGGUGGCACAAACAGCAUUGAUCUUCUAAAGGGUUAGGAUUAGGGUUAGGGUGGCUGUCGCAAAAGGAAUUCUUUCCAAAUGUAACUUACCACGGGUUCUUGCCCUACGCCAAGAUGGUCAUCGACAUGAUGUGUAUAGCUGCCAUUGUUGUCUCUGUCCGACUCAUGUAGAUGCCCAACUUUAGAUCUCGAUCUUCUUGGUCAUCUAGAUUUAUGCUUGCACUGUCGUCAGCAACUCCUUGAACCCCAGAUGAUUCUAAUAUUGAUCCACCUGGAGGAUACACACUUGGUUUUCCUCCUAAAACUCUGCAAUCAGAACUUCAUGGUUCUGCAAUGUAGGGUAAUGUAACAUUCAAACUCUAUGUAACAGAAUGAUGCUGCGACACUAUAACCAACAAUACAUAUUCGCCUUUGCUAUGAAGCGAUUUACUUUUAAAUAGAUUUGUUUCAGUAUUUUUUAAUCUGAAACUCAUCAAUUUGACAGAGUUAACGAAAAUACUGCAAAGGUCUUGGCUCAAAUGGUGCCAAAAUCCCCCCACCCCCACCUUUAAGUUUAGUCCCUGAAUUAUAAAGAGCCAAAAGGACACCAAAUUUCAAUCCUAGAAAAUCACCAUAAAGACUACCUCUCUGUAUAAAGUUUUCAAGUAUAAUAUUUUACCACCUCUACAAGUCCAAGUACAACUGAAUAUGAUCUUUUUCUAAUGUGGUAGCUCGUUGUAGAAUUUCUUGUAGUCUGGGUGUGCAGGGGUAAUCCCGGAGCAAAGUGCCAUUAAGUCCUUUAUUUUCCCUGAGACAGCUUAGGAAGCCUGGACUCAUAUGCACCUAGCGUUGGAUCUUCUUCUAGUCCAUUUGAGCCUCGUCUUGUUCCCAGAAGUCUGAUAUGACAAAAGGCAUCCAUUGUAUGGGUGGUUUUGAAGAAGAUGCUGUCUUCAACCAUUUUCAUGACUUUAAUGGCCUAGAACUUAGUCCAGUCUACGGGUGUGCCAUCAUCUGCACUCGAAGGAUACCCUUCUUUUGGCUGUAUGUCUUCCAAUCUUGGAUGUCUGCAGAUGUUACAGAAGCAACCUUGUAUCUUGGUGGUGUUUCCUUUGCCAUUUGACAAAUGGUAGCCAACUGAGCUGGAAGACUAACCACGGCCCAUUUCAUUUUUCUUUUCAAAACCAAAAACUGCUGAAAUAUAACAAAGCCAUAACUCUUAAGUGCAUGGCAAAAACACUACACAUAUCAUCUAAACUGAGGCAAUAGAUAAUGCCCUCUCUUCAGUGUUCUAUUAAAAAUUAGUGGAUCAAUACACAUUUGAUUUUCCCAAUGGGUUUCUGUACUUUUACCAGGCUUGACACCCAUUCAGUUGGUUGUACAACAGGCACAAUGUAACCCUUUUUCUCUAAUGUGGUUAAUUCAUCCUUUAACCUAUCCUUUACUGGAAGAGGAACCCUCCUUGGUGGCAUCACUACUGGUGACACUGUUUCAUCUACCUGCAAGUGUACUUUUCCUGGCAUUUCCCUCUUCCACUAAAGACUUCAGGGUUUUCCUUAAUCAUCUUUAGUAGUAACAUAGCUUUCAUUAUUUCUAUCAGUAACUGAAUCUACCUGAGAGUUAUCUCUACACACUUUGAUUGUUUCCAUGAGCUGGGCUGUUUUGAGCCCAUUCACAGGAAUAGCAUGAUCCACAUCUACAACUACAAAGUGAACAUCAUAUUACUAAAGGCCCUAGCUGUCACAUCAUUCCGUGAGAGCCUUGCGAGUAAUCACUCGCAACUCACUUGCAAGGCUUGCAUGGAACGCAACAAAGUUUUGAGCAUGUUCAAAACUUUUCUGCGUGCAAAUCAGACUUGCGUGCGCUUCUGCGGUCAUCUGCGUGUGAGAUGUGUGCGAGAUACUGUCAAUGCGGGCAACCUGCGAGUAGCAAAAAUAGUUACCCGCAAGUCACACGCAAGGCUUGCACGGAACGAUGUGACAUUUUUUACAUUCUUCAUUGUUUGAGUGCACUCACCAACAGUUGUGAUUUUGGCUUUACCCCUGUACAGAGAAAGCUUCUCCUAAUACAUUUAUGCAUUUUAGCAUUACCUGGAAAUUUCUUCUUGGGCAAAACAUUGCAAGUUGCCCCACUAUCAGUUUGCAUCUGCAUCUUUUCCCCUUUAAAGGUCAAGUCCACCCCUUGAAAAUAUUGAUUUGAAUAAAUAGAGAAAAAUCAAACCAGCAUAUUGCUGAAAAUUUCAUCAAAAUCGGAUGUAAAAUAAGAAAGUUAUGGCAUUUUAAAGUUUCGCUUAUUUUUCACAAAACAGUGAUAUGCACAACUCAUUCACAUGCAAAUGGGUCAGUCAAUGAUGUCCAUCACUCACUAUUUCUUUUAUUUUUUAUUGUUUGAAUUAUACAAUAUUUCAAUUUUUACAGAUUUGACAAUAACGACCCACUUGACUGAACCAUAUAGUAUCAAACAAUGCCAAUUCCACAUGUUCAGGGAGGAAUAAUCGUUUCAUUUGACAAUGAGGAAAAAAUUAGAAUAUUUCAUAUCUCAUAUAAUAUAAAAAUACAAAGCAAAUAGUGAGUGGAUGACGUCAUCAGUCUCCUCCUUUGCAUACCAACCAGUAUGUUCAUUUAUAACUGUUUUGUGAUAUUAAGCGAAACUCUAAAAUGUUAUAACUUUCUUGCUUAACAAUGCUAUGACCUUACUAUCAAUGUCAGCCUUAUACACUUCUUUAUUAUCACUACAUGCUUAAUAUUCAUCUUAUACCAAUUUUGCUACAUGCUUCUUAGCCUUUGAUUGUGUAUGUUUCUUGUACCACUUUAGACUAAAAAACUUAUUUUCCCACACUUCGCACACACUUUCCCAUAAGCUGGGCAUU